Molecule: messenger RNA, 1566 nt
Organism: Zingiber officinale
Lineage: Eukaryota; Viridiplantae; Streptophyta; Magnoliopsida; Zingiberales; Zingiberaceae
Product: protein PHYTOCHROME KINASE SUBSTRATE 4-like
Exons: 1
Coding region: 86-1438 (450 amino acids)
Biological process (GO): phototropism
Source: RefSeq, a predicted model, not a curated record
AGCUCUACUUAAACCUCUCACUGGCCUCCUCUCCUCUGUGCCUUAACUGUUUCUCCUUUUAGGUAUUAACUUUGGGAGAGUGGUGAUGGAGAGGUACUACGGAGUCGCUUCCAGCUUUACACGCGGCCCAACCACCGCGCAGUCCGCCUCUCUCCCAAAGCCGCACCUCGGAGCAGAAUCCACUCUCGUCUCUUCCCGUUCCGCUGCCUCUGCUGCCCGCAGUGGCCGCUGCUUCGACGACACCGAAAUCAGCAUAUUCGACGCCGAGCGCUACUUUAACGAAGGGCACGAACCCGUGAAGGCGACCGUAUUUCUCAACGGGCCGGCAGAAAGGUGCGACCUUUACCCGAGGGACGACGGCCACGCUAAACUCGGCCGCACCACCUCGAUCCACUCGACGCCGACCAGGGCCUCGUCGGAGACCAGCUGGAACAGCCAGUCCGGCCUCCUUGCCAACUCCGCCCGCGGGAAUUCUCUCUUGAAGGAUCCCUCCAAGUCGCCGUCCUCCUCCGGCCGCCGGCUCUUUCGCGGAAACUGCCCGUGUUCGGGGAAGAAGGCGGUUGAUGUUGACGAGAAGUCCUCUGUCAUCGCUAAAACUCCCAUCUUUCGGGAAGCGGAAGUGGGUUUGAGUAGCAUUCACGAGAGAGCCAGGACAGAAGAGAUCAAGAGAGAGUUUGGCGUUGAGGAGAUGAGAAAGGUGAAGAUAUCGCCUAGAAUUUGUUCCCCGAAUCCCAGUCUUUUAAGAACAUUUCAGCCAGAAGUUGAUCACCUCACCGUCAGCUCGGCCAUCCCAUUCGGGAAUCCCGCCGGCUUCUCCUUCCCCGUCCUGAAUCCCUCUUCGGUCAACUCCGCCCAAGAGCCUCCGCGGGAAUCCCUAGAGAUCUUCCGGCCAACUAAGGAGACGGCGGAUUCCGCGAAUGCCCCGUCAGAUUUCCAACACCGCUCUGUCGUUUUCCCGUUCUCAGACGAGGUGGGCCGCAAUAGCUUUACCUUUCCGGUGAUUCCGAAGCUCCCGGUGGAUGACGACGCGGCGAGCGACGCAAGCUCGGACCUUUUCGAGAUCGAGAGCUUCUCCACCCAGGCGAUGUAUCGCCGGCGCGAUUCUCACGAGCAUGUCCGACGAGGCGUCGAUCAUGAGGCUACGCCGUCCAUCGCGCCCAGCGAGUGCUACGCCCCGAGCGAGGUGAGCGUCCAAUGGAGUGUCACCACCGCGGAGGGCUUCGACCGCGCGAGCUUGGCCAACUUCUCCAGCGCUGCCUCACACUGCGACGACCUCCGCAUCGUCGAAGUGGAACGCCAGCGCUUCGCCGGCGGCGGCAGGAGGAGAUGCAGCGGUCUCCUGAGCUGCCGGAGCGAGAAGGCGGUGAGCGUCGGCCCCAAGCCCGUCCGAUCGGACUCGGUGCGUCCGACAACAAACCGAGCGAUUUGGACUCGCUAAAUCGAGCGCCAGGCCCCUUGUUUGGGCACUUCCCAUGUUAAACACUGUGUUAUUACUAUUAAUGGCUACAUGAAAUACAACGGUUGCUCCCAAAAAUGGAAUAAAAUGACAGUAAAAGUUUUUCUUAA